AUGGCAGCUUUUCACCACAGCAAACCAACGGAUAGGGACACCAGGAGAGUCCUCCAAAAACUUAUUAUCAUGCUCUCUUUGGGAAUCAUCUGCGUCUCUCUCUUCUACUUCUUCACGGGAUGCUGCGAGUCGGACCUAACGGAAAACUCAGUCUCCGACAGACCCGCCAGGGAGUUUCUCUUAACGGGAUGGUAUCAUGACAGAAACGGGACGUUUUAUAAGGACGUUGUAACGGUACAGGAUGAAGAUGAAUACCCAGGGACCGGGGAAGGGAGCACAAUAACGCCCGGUUUGGAGACGAAUAACUCGGGUAAAGAUUGGACGGCGACCCGGCGGUUACCCCAAGCCCUCAUUAUAGGGGUGAAGAAGGGUGGCACGAGGGCUUUGCUGGAGUUUCUCAGGCUGCACCCGGACAUCCGCGCGCUGGGCUCUGAGCCGCACUUCUUUGACCGGCAUUACGCACGAGGCUUGCACUGGUACAGGUACAUAUCAUGCAUGUCAAUUUUCUCAAAGGGCAUUGUUAUCCAAUGAAUUUUGUUUGUUUGAGACAUGCUUUUGACUCAGUGCACCUGCACCUGUAUCAGAAAGUAUUGGUUUUUGCUUUAUAACAAACAUGUUAUCCCAUGCAUGGUGGACUUGGUUGGUAAUGCAUUUUACAGAACGAUUUGCAUGUGCAACCACUGUGUCGCAGCCAGAAACAUAGAAAUAGAUCUAGGAAUAAUGUUUGUUUGUUUUUGCCAUACACAAACAUACCCAUGGCCAGCACAUAGAGGAUUACAUGACAGGCAGAGAGAGACACUGCCAUCUGGCUAUGCCAAUCUGUUUGUGUCUGUGUUUGUGUGUGUCUGUUUGUGUGUGUGUGCUUGUUUGUGUGUUUAUGUGCAGGGAGGGUUUGGAUGAGUUCUGACAGUGCAAUCAUCUCUGCAGCUGAGGCCAGAUGUUACCGUAGUCAGCUGGCUCUGGUCUCAUCCUAGAGGUCCACACACACACACACACACACACACACACACACACACACACACACACACACACACACACACACACACACACACACACACACACACACACACAAUAUGCCAGGGUGUGCCAGGGUGUACCACGUCUCCACUGUGUGUGUGUUUGUGUGUGUGUGUAUGUCUCAAUGACGUCCCAGAGUGACAAGAUUGUCCCGUCCCCAGGACCAGAUGGGGUUUUGAGACUGUCAGGCCACUUGACAUCACUGUCAGGCCUGUCAGCUUGAUCCUGACCCUAGGUCAGUUUACCCUCACAGAUAAUGAUGUGCUCCCAGUCACACCACUUCAUUACACAGUGGGGUGUAUCAUUGGGUACAACUCAAGUUAGGAAGAGCUCAGUGUAUGGUGUAUGUAGACUGUGGCUCUUUUUUUAAAAAACUGUCUGUGAAGAGACAUUGCAAGUACAGUAGAUAAGAGCAUGGUCAGGUGCACAAAAAGUAUAUAUAUAUUUUUAGCUUUCAAACAUGCAUUUAGAUUAAAAAAUAAAUAAAUGUUUCCUUUUUGUCUGUACACCCUGCUCUCAUCUGCUUCAUCAGGACAAUUCAGAUCUCUAUCCUUGACAGGAACCACUCUCAACCGGGCAGGCAGAUUGGAGAUAGAUAUAUAGAUAAUAUCAGGAAGAGGACGGGACUGGGCUGGACUGAGAUGGAGCAGAGGUUAUAUCCUUACACUGUUUCUCAGAUCGAUGGCUUCACUUCCCUCCCAAGACCUUGGCAUGCCGUGAUUGCUAAAGCUAUUAGCCCUGGUCAGUGUGUGUGUGUGUGUGUGUGUGUGCAGCCUGGUCUCAGAGCAUUUCAUAUUAUUCUGUACGUAAAUCUGAGACACUCCAUUUAGUAUGAUAUGUUACGUUUGGUAUGGUUACAUAAGACAGAUGGUUACUUAGGGGUGGAUGGGUGGGCGUAUAACGUGAAUGUCUAGCAACUCAAAGGUUGCGAGUUCAAAUCUCAUCACGGAAAACUUUAGCGUUUUAGCUAAUUAGCAACUUUUCAACCACUUAAUACUUUUGAGCAACUUUGCAACUACUUAGCAUGUUAGCUAACCCUUCCCCUAACCAUAACCUUAACCUUUUUAGAUAACCCUUCACCUAACCCUAACCUUAACCCUUUUAGCUAAUCCUUCCCCUAACCUUAACCCUUUAACCUAACUCCUAAACUUAACCCAAACCUUAACCCUAAAACCUGACCCUAACCCCUAGUCUAGCUAACGUUAACGAGCUAGCAAACGUUAUCCACCUAGCUAGAAUUCUUAAAAUAUCAUACAUUCGCGAAUUCGUCAUUCGUAACAUAUCAUUCGAAAGGGGUGAUGAACAUCCACAAAUUAAUACAUACCAUAUGAAACGUAACAUGUCAUACUAAAUGGAGUGUCCCAGGAUUUACGUAUAGAAUAAUACGAAAUGCUCUGAGACCUGGUUGGUGUGUGUGUGUGUGUUAUCUCUGGUUAGUACAGGAUUCAGUUACAAUUAGCAGGAAGUCUUAUCCUGCGUUGGAAUAAUCCUCUCACACAUGCAUAGAGGUCAGGUUUCAGUCACUAGUGCUGACCUACUGGAUCUCUCUUUUUCUGUCUGUCUCUGUCUAUGCGUCUGUGCGUCUCUGUCUGUCUGUCUGUCUGUCCCUCUGUGUCUGUCUGUUCCUCUGUCUCUGUAUCUCCCCCCCUCUCUCUCUCUCUCUCUCUCUCUCUCUCUCUCUCUCUCUUCCUCUCUCUCUCUCUCUCUCUCUCUCUCCUCUCUCUCUCUCUCUCUCUCUCUCCUCUCUCCUCUCUCUCUCUCUCUCUCUCUCUCUCUCUCUCUCUCUCUCUCUCUCUCUCUCUCUCCGUGCUGUGCAUUAACCUCCUAUAGCACAUGAUGAUGGUGCUUUCCUCCUGAGUCUUCUAGCAGAUGCAUCGUGUGCGAAUGAAAGAAGAGUUAAAGAAUAUUGAGGGUAGGAUGGUGUGACUGUGCAGAUGAAAAGCAGAGAUUAGAGGUGAAAGGGUCAACUCUGUGUUACCACAACCACACACUUCUCCAUUGACCUUUUCCUCACCCCAAAAUAAUGUCAUAGGAGUUCUAUACUCCCAGAGCUGGAGGCUGGAGGCUGGAGGCUGGAGGCUUGUUAUUCAGUGAUGCCUCUGUGUGUUCCUGUGAGGCUAUAGGGUAACGUUCUCUCCUGAUGCAGUGAGAUGUAUUGAUGUAGUAUUGACCAUGAGUUACUGCUAGAGCUGGGGAGACGAUAAUGGAGUGUAGAGUUUGUGUCUCAUUUUCUUGUUUUAGUAAUUUUGUUUCACUUACUGUAUAUAAAUCUGUCUUUACCAAUCAUAUAGUGUAAGUGCAAUAUCACGUAUGGACGAUGACUGUGUUGCAAUCAAUUUGAGUUGUUUACUAAUAAUUCAAUAUGGCAGCCAUUCUGAUGCCUAGCUAAGUGUUCCGUUUUGAUCUGGAGAAGAACGCAUUCCCCAUUAGAACUCAAAUGACAGAUUCCAAUUUAGUGGUCUUUGCAGAGUCAGAUGUUCUCACAUGGCUGUGGUUCAUUUACAAUUCAGAUGAACUCGUUAAAAGCAGCAUAUCAAUUCAUACCCAUGGAUCCUGUGCUUUGUUUGGGCUUGACGUUGCAUGUGUGCCUGUGUUUUUACACAGGAAUAUAAUUGCCAUGCAAAUGGCUGAAGAACGGCUGCCAAUACAUGUGAUCUUCAGCAGGGCUGUGUUAGAGGAGAUCACGUCUGACAGGAAAGGGAAUCUAGUGGAUUCUUUUUAAGCAUGGUUUUUGAAUGGAAGAGUAAAAACUGGGCUAAGGGUAGGGGAAUCUGAAUUCUGUUAUGACAUAUUAUUAGUGUUUUGAAAGGGGAAAUACACUAGUGUUUCUUGCUUAUGUGUGUGAAUUUGUGCAUGCAUUUGUGUGUAUGUGUGCGCUCCCACACAUUUAUCUAUCUCUAUAUUAUAAUAUCUCUAUAUUAAAUUCGGGGCCCAUCCACCCAUCCAGUACUGUAAUGUGUGUGAUCUCCAUAAGGCCCAGACGGCCGGGGUGAUCUAGCCCUCAUUAAGGCUCUCUCUGGGGGGUUGGAGAGGGGAGGCAGGGGGGGUCUGGGCCCCUCUAUGAUGGAUGUCUGCUGGAAGUGGACAGGGCAACGCUACAAUGGACUAGAGCCUUAAUGGUCCCCAGCGCAGGGAAAUGGAUGAAUGGGCUCUCAGUCCGACACACACAUAUACACAUACAUAUACACACACACACACACGAAUGCACACUCCGUGUGGAUAUCAAUAAGAUAACAAUUUCAUUGUUUUUCAUUGAAAUAAUGGCUAUUGUCAUUGAAACAUUGCUUCCUUAUGAUGUAUGUAGACUAAAUAUAUUUGGCGAUCCAUAGCAGUUGAUUCCAGUUUAUUCUAUCACAUUCAGAUGUCUUUAGUUUAUGUAGUUUUACUCCACCCUCUCAUCUCUCCUCCCUCCGUUGUCAUAUGAUGGUCUUUGACCCCAGAGUGUGUGUGUGAUAGACACUGUAAUUGCCUCACAUCUGUUAUAACACACACACACACACACACGCACAUGCACACGCAAACGCACACACACACACACACACACACACACACACACAAACACACACACACACACAUGCACACACAUACACACAGCACGGUGCUGAUGGGACUCCAGAGGCUCCCCCAAACCCCACCUGCCACCCUCAGCCCAGAUGAGACCCAGGCCUACCCUACCCCCUCCUCCCACAUACACACUCUCCCACACACUUUAUCCCCCACUCCUCCAGGAUCAAUACCUAUGGCUCUGCACGGCACAGAGUCUUCUUGGGCUAGUCCCCAUGGCCUAGGAGUGGGGGGAGAGUAGGGGUAUGGCGCUCCACAGAGAGAUGGAGAGAGAGAAGUGGAUGACAAAUUGGAGAGAGAUUGUAAAAAUCUCUCUUUUCAUCCAGAGGAUGUCUGAUCCUGCUGCGUGGCAUCUACACAUGGAUGACAUGAUUACUGUAACACUCAAUACACAUGAGUGACUGGGUAGACUCUAUGAGAACAAUGUAGAGAAUAUAGAGAAUUUGCUCUCAGGGCUCUGUGAUAAGGUAAUGGAGUUCUGUUCCAUGCUGACUCAAUGGUACUGGCUUCAAGGCUUCUCUAUGAGAGCAGCCUAAUGGAAGUACUUUUGUACCCAUCACUCCAUCACUCCUUUAUGACUCAUCUACUCCUUUCAUGCAUGGGCUCUCUAUCCCUUUAGCUGCACUAGAUGACCAUGCACUGGCAGGCAUGGAUGUAUGCAGACACACACACACACACACACACAUGGGGGGGGGGGGGGGGGGGGGGGGUUGGAGUGUUCAGAGCUGAAACCUGAUCCAUGCUCAUACCAGAGGACACUGUUCCCUCUCUCCCCUCUCUCCGCCUCCAUUCCUCCAUAUCUCCAUCACUCCAUCCUGUCCUAACUCUGUCCCCAAACCAUUCUGAAUUGUUUUAAGAUGGUCAUCCUAUGGAUCAUUUAGCUAUUUGAUUUUGAAAUGUAGGACCCCUUUAGGUAUUACAAAUAAUAAUAAUAUUUUGGAGUAACUACAAUGUUGUUGAUCCAUCCUCAGUUUUCUCCUAUCACAGCCAUUCAACUCUGUUUAAAGUCCCCAUUGGCCUCGUGAAAUCUCUGAGUGGUUUCCUUCCUCUCUGGCAACUGAGUUAGGAACGACGCCUGUAUCUUUGUAGUGACUGGGUGUAUUGAUACACCAUCCAAAGUGUAAUUAAUAACUUCACCAUGUUCAAAGGGAUAUUCAAUGUCUGCUUUUUAAAUUGUAUAUUUAUCUACCAAUAGGUACCCUUCUUUAUGAGGAAUUGGGAAACCUCCCUUAUCUUUGUGGUUGAAUCUGUGUUUGAAAUUCACUUCUGGACUGAGGAACCUUACAGAUAAUUGUAUGUGUGGGGUACAGAGAUGAGGAGGUCAUUCAAAAAUCAUGUUAAACUAUUAUUGCACACAGAGUGAGUCCAUGCAACUUAUUAUGUGACUUGUUAAGCAAAUGCUAUACUCCUGAACUUAUUUAGGCUUGCAAAGGGGUUGAAUACUUAUUGACUCAAGAUUUUAAUUUUUUGUUAAUUUGUAAAAUUAAAACAUAAUUUCACUUUGACAUCAUGGGGUAUUGUGUGUAGGCCAUUGACACAUCUCAAUUAAAUCAAUUUUAAAUUCAGGCUGUAGCGCAACAAAAUGUGGAAAAAGUCAAGGGGUGUGAAUACUUUCGGAAGGCGCUGUAUAGCCCUGUGUGUGUGUGUGUGUGUGUGUGUGUGUGUGUGUGUGUGUGUGUGCGUAUGCAUCUCAGUACCCCUCUAUGAUUGAUGUAGCCUGUACAUGAGUAAUGACAGCCACCAUUACUGAUACAUAUAAGAACAGCCUUGAGGUCUGACCAUCAACUGCAGCCAGUAGGAAACAAAUAAAGCCUUUUAGAUGGUUGUUUAGCCCAACCAGAAUCAUUUUCCAGAUGGCUUUAAUUCUAAUAGUUUUUACUUCUGCCUUCCAAAGUUACAACAUUUAAACACUAAACAUGUCUCUCUCUUUCUUUUUUCCUUUCUCCCUUUCCUCUUUCCUUUCUCCCUUUCUCUCCCUCCAUCCCCCAGGAGUAUGAUGCCCAAGGCCUUGGACGGCCAGGUUGUCAUGGAGAAGACACCGCGUUACUUUGUUACCGUGGAGACCCCGGGGCGUGUACACUCCAUGUCGCGUGACGUGAAGCUGAUUGUGGUGGUCCGAGACCCUGUGACCCGGGCCAUCUCUGACUACACCCAGAUCAUCUCCAAGACCCCCCACAUCCCCGCCUUCGAGACCCUCGCCUUCAAGAACCGCACCAAUGGUCAGAAUCAUAGUGAUGCAUUUUUAUUGUGUAGGCCUAUGAAUGAAUGAAUGAAUGGAUGUUUGGACGGAUGAAUGACACAAAAACAUAGUUUUUCCUAAUUCAGUACCCACACAAAGACUCUAUUCUUCAGUCCUGUCUUCAGUCCCCCCUUUCAAAGUCUAAAACAGGUAACUGUGUCUUGUCUUGAUCCCAGGUGAGAUUGACUCUCUAUGGAGCCCUCUGUGGAUCGGACUGUACGCCCAGCAUCUGGAGCGCUGGCUGGCCUGGUUCCCCCGGGCCCAGAUCCACCUAGUCAGUGGGGAGGGCCUCAUCUCUGACCCGGCAGGAGAACUAGGAAAGGUCCAGGACUUCCUGGGCCUCCAGAGGAUUGUCACGGACAAGCACUUCUACUUCAAUAAGACUAAAGGUUUCCCCUGCCUGAAGAAACCAGAGGGAAGCAGCAAGCCCCACUGCCUGGGGAAGACUAAAGGCCGGACACACGCCCCCAUCGACCCGGAAGUGAUCCGGAGACUGAGAGAGUUCUACAGGCUGCACAACCAGCGGUUCUACCAGAUGACUGGCCAGGACUUUGGAUGGCAAUGAGGACUCAGUAGAGUUAACAAGGUGAAACAUGAAUCCAUAGUAACAAAGACACAGGGGUGUUUGUCCGUAGGCUUCAGUUUGCACUCUGUACCUGUUACUGUGACUUGGGGCAAAGAGUAAUGACAUAGCCUCAUACUGUUGAUACAGAAGUGUCUCUGUGCUAGGAACUAAAUCCAAUGUUGAUAGACCUCUGGGUAGCGAGAGAAACAGAGAUCAGAGAUUCAAUUUUCGAGGUUUGGUGACAGUGCAGAAAGACCAUCUAUAUGCUAGUUCCCUUUCAGUAUCUAAUAGAUGUUCAACAAAAAGAAAGUGGCACUUAAAGCAAUCUUUAGUUGACACAUACAUUUUUGGAGUUAGAAAUUAAUGAUAGAAUACCCAUUGAUUCUUGAAGAAUA
Messenger RNA from Coregonus sp. 'balchen', 7780 nucleotides. Lineage: Eukaryota; Metazoa; Chordata; Actinopteri; Salmoniformes; Salmonidae. The record is from the annotation of a GenBank genome assembly.